AUGUUUGGGCCAAGAUCGAGGUUACUAAGUGGGCCAAUAAUCGAUUGGAGGGCUCCAGCUGAAGGGGAAUUAAUUGUAGAGAAAAGUACAGAAUUUCUCGAAUUAGUUGACAAUAAAGAAGCACAGAAAUAUCGAUUAAGGGAUAGCAAGGAUAUCCCCAAGCUUAAGCAGAAUGAGACAUUCAGCUGGGAUUCAAGAACCGGGGUCCUGUAG
This is a messenger RNA of Dovyalis caffra, 213 nucleotides long. The record is from the annotation of a GenBank genome assembly. Lineage: Eukaryota; Viridiplantae; Streptophyta; Magnoliopsida; Malpighiales; Salicaceae.